Hibiscus syriacus is the source of this 962-nucleotide messenger RNA. RefSeq names its product probable aquaporin NIP7-1. Gene Ontology annotation, biological process: transmembrane transport. Bases 1 to 936 code for a protein of 311 amino acids. The record is from RefSeq and is a predicted model, not a curated record. The transcript is spliced from 6 exons. Gene Ontology annotation, cellular component: membrane. Lineage: Eukaryota; Viridiplantae; Streptophyta; Magnoliopsida; Malvales; Malvaceae. Gene Ontology annotation, molecular function: channel activity.
AUGUGGCAGUCUCAGUACCAUGGACUGCCACGUCAAUACAGUGAAUUGGCUUCCCACAUCAGAAUGAAACAUUUCUUCAAAGACAAUGAUCUCCCCACCUCCAUUCCCGACAACGGAUCGAUCGGUCACGAGACGGGUUCUAGCCCUACAUCGCCCGAUGCGGAUAUCUCGAUCGAGAACGCCGCUUUCCGUUGCUUCCCUCGGGGCAAGGAUCUUAACUCUGCUCGUGCGAUAUUGGCUGAGAUGUUGGGGACUUUCAUUUUAAUGUUUUGCAUAAGUGGGAUCAUUGCCAGCACUAAGCAACCAGAAGGAGGGGAAGCUCUGCUGGAGUAUGCCAUCACGGCCGGGCUAACGAUCGUCGUGCUGAUCUUCUCAAUCAGCUCGAUAUCUGGUGCUCAUGUGAACCCAGCUCUCACCAUUGCCAUUGCAGCAUUUGGAUAUUUUCCUUGGUCCAGGGUGCCGCUUUACGUAUUGGCUCAGAUUUUGGGGUCUGUAUUGGCGACGUUGAUGGGAGAGUUCAUCUAUGGCAUAGAAUCGGAGCUAAUGUUGACGCAACCGAGCCAAGGGUGUCGAUCGGCGUUCAUGGUUGAGCUCAUUUCCACGUUCAUCGUCGUUUUCGUUGUUGCGGCAGUCACUCAACAAUCAGAAUCCGUUGGUCAAGUAUCUGGCUUGGUUAUUGGAAUAGCCAUUGGACUUGCGGUCCUGAUCUCAGGGCCCGUUUCGGGAGGAUCGCUGAACCCGUCGAGGUCCAUAGGACCGGCGAUCGUCUCGAGAAACUUCGAAAACAUCUGGAUUUAUCUCACGGCCCCCAUAAUCGGAGCUGUCCUAGGAGCCCUCGUGUAUAAAUUUCUGCAUCUCCACGACCAAGCCUGCGGCUCCGGUUCCUCGCCCGACAGCAACAUGCUUAGCCACUCCUUGGCUUUUGGACGGAGCUAGUGAAGAAGACGGUUGAUUUUCUUCCG